AUGAUACAAAAAUCAUUUCUAAGAUAUCAAUCGAUUCAAUUUUCUUCAUGGUCAUUUUCGAUAUUACGUCAUAUGAAUUUAAAUACUUUAAAUAUUCAAACACAACGAUGGAACAGUGUUAAAAGUGAUAAUGUUAAUAAAAAAACUGAAUCCAAACAGCAGAUGAUUAUUGAUGCUUGGGGUCAACAUCCAACAUUACGUCAUAUUCAAGAUCCUAUAUUUGAUAGUUUACGUCGUUGGACAAAAACACUUACUUAUAGUGAAGCACCAAGUGUAGCUUCGACAGUAGCCGCACUUGAUGCAGCUAGUGUUGAUCGUAUGUUAAUUAGUGCUUGGUAUUCUCCUAAUAGAGUAAUGAUUUCGAAUGAAGAAGUAUUUGAUUUUGUUUCUCAAUCAAAUGGACGAUUAAUUGGUGUUGGUUCGGUUGAUAUUACUCGACCUAUGUUAGUUAUGCGUGAAAUUCGUCAAUGUGUUGAAAAAUUUGGUUUUAAAGCAAUUCGUGUUCUCCCGUGGUUAUUUCAAGUACCACCAACGGAUCGACGUUUCUAUCCAGUAUAUGUAGCAUGUUGUGAAUUGAAUAUUCCAUUUUGUACACAAAUUGGUCAUACUGGCCCUUUAAUGCCAUCGGAAGUUGGUCGUCCAAUUUAUCUUGAUCAGGUAGCACUUGAUUUUCCUGAUUUGACUAUUGUUGCAGGUCAUAUUGGAUAUCCAUGGACAGAAGAAGCUAUUGCUGUUGCAACUAAACAUCCCAAUGUCUAUAUUGAUACAUCUGCUUAUACUAUUAAACGUUAUCCUUCUGCUUUAAUUGAAUAUAUGCGAACUCAUGGUCGUAAUAAAGUCUUGUUUGGUACUAAUUUUCCAAUGAUCACUCCUGCUAAAGCUCUCGAUGGUCUUAAUGAUUUGAAUCUUGAUGAAAAGGCUCGUGCUCUUUUUCUAGGUCAAAAUGCUGUACGAAUUUUUCGUCUAUAA
Rotaria sp. Silwood2 is the source of this 969-nucleotide messenger RNA. NCBI's taxonomy places the organism in Eukaryota, Metazoa, Rotifera, Eurotatoria, Philodinida, Philodinidae. The record is from the annotation of a GenBank genome assembly.